AUGCCGUCGUCCCAGGCCAAGUCCACCAGCGUGUUCCACGCCCUUGGCUCUUACGCCGACCGUAUCAAGGAGCAGGGCAACAGCAAGUCGUUGUCCAGCUCGGCUGCUACCGCCUCUGGCACCACCUCGCCCUCGGGCUCGAGCUCAAUAUCGCCUUCCCCCACUCCCGGCUCGGCCAAGCCAGCCGCUCCGGCAGUGGUCGAGGAUGACGGCCCCUGGGAGACUGUCCGAACAAGCCGCAAGUCGCGCCCCACUGAGCGUGCUAUCGUUGCCGAUGAGAAGCGUGGUAGCAACUCGCGCAACUGGCGCGAACGUGAGGAAAAACCUGAGGCAGCCAAGAAGGAGACCACCACUGCCGACGACGACCGCAGAUCUGCAAGCCAAGUUGCCAAAAAGGAGACGCCCACGCCCGAGACACCAGCUAGCAAGGCGCAGACCACUACCUCGUCGUCCGCUACAGCUACGCCGCCCAAACCCGUUUGGGGCAGCGCUACCCCGGGUCUGACGCCAACGUCAGCCCCCGCGACUGUGUUGGAGACCCCAUUAAGUGCCCGUGACCCUGCGUCGCCUUCUGCCGACGCUGGUGCCUCAGCCCAGCUUUCCUCGGAGCCUGCCUCGGUGACUGUCGAAGAGACCAAGGUCGCCAAGGCUCCUGUCUCUGGCGAGACCAGCUGGCGUGCCGAGACCAAGGCUGCUGACGCGGCCCCGGUCCCCGUCGUUGCUCCGGCACCCACACCGGCACCUGCUCCCAAACCCAAGGUUGCUCCCCCUCCGGCCGUCAACGCUUGGGACUUGAGGAAGAAGCAGAUGGCUGUUCCUGCGGCCAAGGCCCCCGUACCCGCGCUUCAGUCUGGAAGUGUCGCCGCUGAGCCUGAAGCCAGCACGUCGGAGGUCAAGGUUGGCAAGAAGCAGAAGAAGAAGGCCGCUGCCGCCGCCGCGGGCGAGAACGCACCCGCACCCGUGACAGACACGAGCCUCUGGCCGGACAUCAACACCGCCGUCGAGACUGUCAAGACCGAGGACAAACGGACCAAACAGCAGGAGAAGAAGGACGCCGAGUCUCCCGUCGUUGUCGAGGAGCAGCCUGCGGUCCCAGGCAAAAAGCAAAAGUGGAAAGCUAUUCCCGCAGAGGAGCUGCAGGAAGCGGCCGACAAGGCGGCCGAGAGCAGCAGGCGCCAGACUACCAAGGCCAACAAGCAGCGUGCAAAGGACUCGGAGGGUGGCGACACCAAGGGUUCCCGGGCAAAGAAGGGUGCCAACGGCACGGAAUCCUCGAAGAAGGCGGCGGCGCGUGCCCGUUCAAGUUCGCAGACCUCUGACAUUCAUCUCCCUGCCAACCCCGAGGGCCAGCGUGGAGCGAACGGCACCCGGUUUGGCACGGCCGGAGCAUCAUCGGACCUCGCUGAGUUGGAGCGUGGUGUCAACGGCGACGCCGCUGCCAACGGCUCGUUGAGUGCCCCCAUGUCAAGGCAACACAGCCAACAAUCCAAGCAGCGCGUAUCGCCCUCCGGCUCGUCUGUACCCCUCUCUCCUGAGCAGGGUAGCCGCGAAUUCGACGGUGCCCGUGGGUCGUCUGCGUCCCCUCAGCAGGCGUUCAACACGUCUGCCAGCCUUCCCAGGCCGCCCCGCCAGCGCGAGCGCGAUGCCCGUGGCGGAUACACCGCUCGCGGUCGCGGCGGUUUCAACCGCCAAACGUCCGGCCAGCGUAUGAUGUACCCCGAGCUUUCGCCUCUUGGUACCAACGCCGAGCUUGCCAACCUCUACUCGCGCGGCUACGGCCUUGGCUACCCCGUUUAUCCUGUCCCCCCCGCUGGCUACGCCGUUGCUGGCUACGACGCCUCCGCGUCCACGUACGGUGGCGUCCCCGUCUUCCCCCGUCCCAACAUGCCCCCACCUCCUCAGCCGGUCUCGCAGGUUGCAAACCUCGAUGCCCUGCGGUACUACGUCCUGGGCCAGGUCGAGUACUACUUCUCCAUGCAGAACCUCGCCAUGGACUUCUUCUUGCGGCAGCAGAUGGAUUCCGAGGGCUGGAUUGAGGUUCCCAUGAUUGCCUCGUUCAACCGCAUCAAGUCCCUCACCCCGGACGUCUCCAUUGUCCGUGAGGUCAUGGAGGUCAGUACGCUCCUCGAGGUCAAGGACGACAUGGUGCGCCUUGCCAGCGGCGAGUCCAAGCGCUGGGUCUUGCCAGACGCCAAGCCUUGCAAGUUUGGCCCCACCCCCAUCUCCAGCUCGGGUUCGCCCAAGAAGUAUACCGGCGAGUCGGCGGCUGAGAUUUCGCACGGUAUUCCUCUGUCCGUCGAGACUGCCUCGGCCCUCGGGAUCGAGGACCUCAUGCCAGCGAUCCCCGGGCCCAAGUUUGACGUGGAGAUUGCGCUCAUGCGCAACGCGGGCGGUAACGCCAGCUCCAGCGCCAGCGUCCUCAACAGCGACGAGGGCAAGACCAUGACGCCUGCGACAAGCAUUGCCGGCGACACCACCAAAAGUGACGAUGGCGAGGAGGCUGCCAAGCAGCAGCAGUGA
Molecule: messenger RNA, 2520 nt
Organism: Apiotrichum porosum
Lineage: Eukaryota; Fungi; Basidiomycota; Tremellomycetes; Trichosporonales; Trichosporonaceae
Exons: 2
Coding region: 1-2520 (839 amino acids)
Biological process (GO): positive regulation of translation
Cellular component (GO): cytosol; cytoplasmic stress granule
Molecular function (GO): RNA binding
Source: RefSeq, a predicted model, not a curated record